Molecule: messenger RNA, 1045 nt
Organism: Paramecium pentaurelia
Lineage: Eukaryota; Ciliophora; Oligohymenophorea; Peniculida; Parameciidae
Source: the annotation of a GenBank genome assembly
AUGUAAGCCAUAGAUCUGGAGUAGUAAAAUGUUAUUAUUUUACUAUAAAAUAGGCAAGAUUGAAAAAGAAAUCAGAGAAAAUAACAGAAAAAUAUGUCUGUUAAGGAAAAAAUCUAGUUGUAUAGAUCACAAAAAAUUAGUAAUCUUUCUUGCAAAAUUUAAAUUAGAUUAAAAGUUAAUUUUUUAAUAAAGUUGUUGUUGACAAAAAGAAAGAUUUGGUGUUAAUAAAAGAUCCAAAUAAUACUUUUAAGAAACAACGCAUGGGAUAAUAGAAGAAAGAAGAUCACUUAACAAAUAGAAUUUAGGAAUGUUAAAUGACAUAAAAGAAAAUCUGGAAAAUCUUGUCUAAACUUCAAUAUGUUAAUUGAUAAAAUUAAGGAAAAUAUAAAGUCUGGAUUUAAGAUUAUAGAGAAUUAAAUUGUAGACCGUCUUAAUUGGUAUUUCAUUUUAUAAAAUAGAGAAUGUCAAUUUCGAUAGAAAUUUAAUAAUAGGUUAACAGGUUAAUUAUUAGGAAUUAUAAUAAUCACUUUUAAGUUAAAUAGGUAAUCUAUUCAACUGUCAAUUUUUGUAAUAAUUUUAAAAACUAAAAUCAAGUUUAAAUGCUGGUGAACAGAGUCAAAUUUUGAAUUAACUAUAAACUAUUGGAUCUUUUAUGAUUAAUAAAAAUAGUAAAAAACAGAUUGGAUUUAUGAAAAACAUGAAAAAAGAAAUAGUUUUUGUUGAUUUUAUAUUAAUAAAAACUCUUCAAAAUAGAAUAGCUUGUCUUUAAUAUGUUAUAUAAUACACAAAUUUAGAAUAAUUGUAAAUAUAGUGGUAGAUGCAUACUGAAUAGGCUUUAAAAUUUUUUAAAGUUUAUUAAAGCAAUACAUCAAGUAAAUAAGCAUAAGUAAUACUUUAAUUGAAAAAUUCGGGAAGUAAUUUUGAAUCUUUAAUUGAAUCAAUUUUAAUUAAUUCUUCAUUAGAAAAUGAUGAUUUAGAAUGUCAUCAUAAUUAAUAUUGUGGAUCUUUUAAGUUCAUAAAAUAGAUUAGCUAGUUAAUCAUAUGA